ACAAAGGAUUCCAUACAACCCUGAAAAAUAAAAUUAAUUUCUACCCUUUCCCAGUUCUCUCCCUCCAGCCUGAACCAUCCUAGCCAGACCCACCAGCCAUGCCACUCUCUUCCUCCACACCAUCAAACCAAUGCCAAAAACCAUCUGGAAACACCAGCCGUCCCUUUCUUCCUCCUUUCAAACUGAUAGCCCAUAAAUCACCCGAUCUUCUCCCAAAAUCCAAACACCCGAUCUCCUCACUAUUACUAGCACUAGCACCGUAAAGAAACUGACGCCAAACCAGCUAAGAAACCACAGCUGCCCGUUUUCUCCUCCCUCCUUUGAAGCCGACAUCAGCGGCCCCUCAACAGACCCGAUCUCCUCCCAAAAACCCAGCCCCCGAUCUACUCUCCGUUGCUACCAGUAGCCCCGCAUAUAACCCUGCCUUGCCUCUCUUUUCUCCCUCACAAACAGGUUCCAGGAGACCCACAACAUAUCCGAACUUUCCCCUCAUCACAAGCAGCAACCUGCAACAAAAAUCACACCCAAUUUCGGCCAUAAAUUACAGCCCCAUUCUUACCCAAAAAAAACCACUGGCAGCUCAAAGGAGGAAAGUCUUCUCCAAAUACUACAAACAUACUAACCACUUCACCUAUGGCCACAACUUCAGGGAACUAGUAAAAAAAACUAGAUCUAGAUCUGAAAAAAAAGGGGAAGAUGAACAAAAGGAAAAAAAAAAUGUUAAAAAGAUGUUAAGGGGCUUACCGACGACUAUAUUUAGCCGAGGGCAGCCCCCAUAAGGGACGUGUCGUCAAAGAUGGGUUUAGUAAAUUUGUCUCCAGAUAUUGAAGAACUAUGGAAUGAAUGGCAGAUUCGCUCAUUAAUGUUACUCAGUCUCCUUCUGCAAAUCUUGCUCACCAUUUUUGGACAACGACGGAAGUAUACUAAUGGACGUUUGCUUGGGAUUUUUCUUUGGGUAGCGUACCUGUCUGCAGAUUGGGUGGCAACUUUUUCGUUGGGUAUCCUUGCUCGCAGCGAAGCCGACUCCGCAAAUCCGAAAUUAAUUCCUGUGUUUUGGGCUCCAAUCCUUCUUGUUCACCUUGGUGGCCCUGGAACUAUUCCUGUUUAUUCAACGGAUCAAGCCAGCAAAUUAUUGAUAGUUCGCCUUCUUCAGCUAGUAACCCGAGUUGGUGUGGCUUGUUAUGUCUUGUUCAGGUUAUGGAACAACAAUGUCAUCACGUCGGUAUUCAUUCCCAUCUUUGUUUCAGGAAUCAUCAAAUAUGGUGAAAGGAUUUGGGUUUUGACGAGAAUCCACGUAUACAAUAAUGUGUCGCCACAACCUUUUGCGGAAGUACAUCGCAUCAAGAUUAAAGAUAUAUUACCCUGCUACAAGAAUACAAGAAGUAAGGUCAUAUAUCUCCAUGAAGCUCAUAUUUUAUAUAAAACGUUCCAGAUACUGUCCAAGAAUUUUGAUCUCGUCAGAUUGGAUCAAAAAUUCACCUAUGAUUUGGUUUCUAAAAAGGAUGCGGAGGAAGCCUUCCACUUGAUAGAAGUUGAGCUGGGAUUCAAGUAUGAUCGGCUUUAUUCUAAGGUGACAAGGAUUUCCAGGUCUCGCGUCAUUCUCCGCUCUACCACCUUCUUAUCAUCUAUUUCUGCAUUAGUUUCCUUCUCAAUAAUGACAAACAGCAGUAGUGUCUAUUCGAAAAAUGAUAAGAUUAUAUCUUACGUGUUGCUGAGUGGAGUUGUGUGCCUUGAAACUUAUUCCAUCAUUAUGCAUCUCUUGUCCGACUGGACUAUGAUUUGGCUUACCAGUACUAGUGAAAGAGCUGGUGGUAUUCCCCGUGGAAUCAAUUGUCUUUCUCUAUUACUAACAUCUUGUAGGAAGCGCAAAAGAUAUUGGUCAGGAUUUAUGGGACAACACAACCUAAUAAGUGCUCAAUCAAACAACAAGCUUCUUAAGAAGUACUUUCCACGGCUCAUAGGGAACAUUGAUAGCUGGAAAAAAGUGGGCACGGAUUUAAAAGAAUUGAUCUUCAAACAAGUCAAGGAUAAACGUUCAAGGUACGAUCCUGAAACCAGUGAUUUCACUUUCCUCAAGAAUCUAUUGAAAGAGAGAGGUCGCGAAGCACUUCAAAGCAAGGAUUGCAUCGGUAAAUUUGGAUGGAGUGUGGAUGGUGUAGAAUUCAUUCAUAGCCUCCUCACUUGGCACAUUGCUACUCAUGUUUGUUACUUAUAUGAUUCUGAUCAGAAGAAUGGUUUUCACAAGAAGCGAAAAAGUGUAAUAUUAAACAGCACAUUAUUAUCCGAUUACAUGUUGUAUCUCCUGGUUAAUUGUCCAACCAUGUUAGCUAGGGAGCCCAGCGAAACAAGGUAUGAUGAUACGAGAAUUCAUUUGCGUCGUCUCCUUUUCUGGAAUACACAUAAAGAAGUGAAGUUCAACAUUUCCUUGGAAGAAUUGAAUGCAUUAUCGUUUCAGGAAGCUGAAGUGAAAGCCUUUUUCAAAGAAUUGCUUCAAAGUCCGUCGACCGUGUUAAAGGAAAUUGAUGAACAAGGCAAAGGAGAAAUGUCAGCCCUACUAGAUGGUUGCAUGCUUGCUGUGUCAUUGCAGUCAUUGGAGAGACGGGAUGGUUGGUCAAAUGACGAGAAAUGGGAAAUGAUAAGUCAUGUGUGGGUGGACAUGGUUAUGUAUGCCGCAAGUCAUUGUGGAUGGAAGCAGCACACUCAUGCACUUGCCCGAGGUGGGGAGCUACUCACUCAUGUCUGUCUUCUCAUGGCACAUCUCGGUUUAAGCAAGCAGUGUCGACCUGGAAUAAGUGAACAAUUAGCUGAUCGGUCUACAAGGCUUGCUGGUAUUCUUGAGUCUGAAAAACCUAGCUCCCUGGGUCCGAGGUAUAUUUCUGUGGAGUAGUAGUGUUAUUUUUAAUGCUUCAAUGAGGAUGGAACUUUCUCAUGUAUUUUUGAUCAGCUAGUUUAUUCCUUUUGGGGCUUAGCUUUAUGUUGUUGUUUUGAUGCGUUGUAACUUUUUUUUUAUAAUGGAUCAGUUCCAGUACAUAUGGUUUAAAGCUUGACUAAGAAGAAUUUAUUCUCGUUAUUAUUUUGGAAAUGUUUGUGCUUCAA
Molecule: messenger RNA, 3096 nt
Organism: Populus nigra (black poplar)
Lineage: Eukaryota; Viridiplantae; Streptophyta; Magnoliopsida; Malpighiales; Salicaceae
Exons: 2
Coding region: 797-2887 (696 amino acids)
Source: RefSeq, a predicted model, not a curated record